Molecule: messenger RNA, 1353 nt
Organism: Capronia coronata CBS 617.96
Lineage: Eukaryota; Fungi; Ascomycota; Eurotiomycetes; Chaetothyriales; Herpotrichiellaceae
Exons: 1
Coding region: 1-1353 (450 amino acids)
Biological process (GO): N-glycan processing; carbohydrate metabolic process
Cellular component (GO): endoplasmic reticulum; Golgi membrane
Molecular function (GO): calcium ion binding; mannosyl-oligosaccharide 1,2-alpha-mannosidase activity
Source: RefSeq, a predicted model, not a curated record
AUGGAACUCCCUGAUGUCGUGGACACCAUUCUCCAGCACAUUAGUUCCAUUGACUUCCCGGCAACUGAACUCAAGAUCUCGCUCUCCCAAGCCAGCAAGACAUAUAUGGGCGGACUGCUCUCGGCGCACGAACUGCUGACCGGUCCCUUGUCCCAUCUGGCUUCCAACAAGUCGGCGGUCGCGGCACUUCUGACCCAGGCCCAGACUCUGGCAGACAGCCUUUCGUUUGCCUUCGACACGCCUUCUCACCUUCCGCAGAACAACCUCCUGCUCAAACCCAGGCCGAAACAUCGCCGUGUUGCCACCACCGGCAUCACCUCUAUAGGCACCAUCGCCCUGGAAUGGACCCAUCUCACCACCUUGAGCCAGCACCAAUCCUAUGCCGAUCUCGUCGGGCGCGCCAUGGGUCGUCUUUGGAACAGUAAGAAGGGUGGGCAAUGUGAAAAGGCCUUCCCCGAUUUCCCAGGCAACGUCCUCUCUCUCAAGUCGGGAAACUAUGUCAGUUACGAGGGGGUCUAUGUGGGCGGUGCCGGAUCCUUUUACGAAUAUCUGAUGAAAAUGUACAUCUACUCACCGACAGAGUACUCCUUCUACCGCCAUCGCUGGACCCGUGCCGUCGACGCGACGAUGAAACGCCUGGCCUCGCACCCAUCAAGUCGACCAGACCUUACAUUUUUGGCAUCCAUCAAUUGCACUGACGUGCUCUACUCGUCAGACCACUCGGCUUUCUUCGCCGCGGGAAACUUCAUCCUGGGAGGGACGGUCCUGCACAAACCGCGAUACGUGGAUUUUGGCCUGACCCUGGUCGAAAGUCAAGUCGAGCUCUACCGCUCCACAGCCACCGGACUUGGCCCGGACCGGUAUGCCUGGCUGCCAGCCUGGUGCAACAAACACCCGUCAAAGGCCAAACUUAAAGCCAACCCCCAUGCCUGCCAGCUGCCGCCUGAAUGUGCCAAUCAGACCGAUUUCUACGCCACAGCCGGCUACUGUGUGGUUGAGCCCAAGAAUAUGCUUCGUCCUGAAGUGCUGGAGAGCUUGUACUAUGCAUACCGCGCCACUGGGAAUCGCAAGUAUCAGGACAUGUCAUGGGAGAUCUUCCAGGCCAUGAUUCGAGCGACGCGGGUGUCCAGUGGUGGAUUCAGCCAAGUCGCAGACGUCAAUGUCAUGCCCGAAAACGAUGGACCAGGAGGCAGGUUGGAUAUGAUGUAUGGCUUCUUCAUGGCCGAGACGAUCAAAUACGCGUAUUUGAUCCACGUGGAGGAGGGCGAGUGGCAUAUGCAGGCGGACGGGAGGAACAAAUGGGUGUUCAAUUCGCAGGCUCACCCGUUGCGAGUUCGAGAAUCGGUCGUGUGA